Gekko japonicus is the source of this 1337-nucleotide messenger RNA. It is a transcript of the gene TRAPPC1, whose product is annotated as trafficking protein particle complex 1. Gene Ontology annotation, biological process: endoplasmic reticulum to Golgi vesicle-mediated transport. NCBI's taxonomy places the organism in Eukaryota, Metazoa, Chordata, Lepidosauria, Squamata, Gekkonidae. The record is from RefSeq and is a predicted model, not a curated record. Bases 1 to 438 code for a protein of 145 amino acids. Gene Ontology annotation, cellular component: TRAPP complex. The transcript is spliced from 4 exons.
AUGACAGUGCACAACCUGUACCUCUUUGACCGCAAUGGUGUCUGCCUGCAUUAUAGCGAGUGGAAUCGGAAGAAGCAAGCUGGCAUUUCCAAAGAGGAGGAGUACAAGCUGAUGUACGGCAUGCUCUUUUCCAUUCGCUCUUUCGUCAGCAAGAUGAGCCCGCUGGAUAUGAAGGACGGCUUCCUCGCCUUCCAGACGAGCAAGUACAAGCUCCACUAUUACGAGACGCCCACCGGGCUCAAGGUGGUGAUGAACACAGACCUCGGGGUGGGGAACAUCCGGGACGUGCUGCACCAGAUCUACAGCUACAUCUACGUCGAGUACGUGGUCAAGAACCCCCUGUGCAGCUUGAACGAGCCGAUCCAGAGCGAGCUCUUCUGCAGCAAGCUGGACUCCUUCGUCCGCAGCCUGCCUUUCUUCUCCGCUCGGGCCGGCUGAGACUUUGGCCCUUUGCGUUCCGAGGACCGCGUUUCCCAUGAUGCACGUGGACUGUUGUCAGACAGCGUACAGGACAGUGGCGCCUCUGGACCGUGCCUGGGCCAAGAAGUCCCAUUUGGAUAACUUUCAGUGGGAGGAGCCUCAUGUUAUUUCCCCCCCAAAAAAUGCUCUGGAGCUCCCAAAGCAGAUUUUUUUUGGCUCAGUAUCUGCUCUCUUUGUGAUCCGGACAGCCACUCUUCAUUUGCUGGGCUGUUUCUCCCCUUCUUACCCACAGUCCUUUGCCAGCCCAGACUCUUUCUGUUUCUGAAGGUUUUCUUCUUUGCCGCUUCCCCCCCCCCAAAAGAAACCCCUUCUAUUCAUAGCCCAUUCCUUCUGCUUUCCAGUUCACCGCUCAUCCAUCCUGGCCACGACAUCUCAUGCCCCCGGGGCUACUUGGACACAAAGGGACGCAGCACCUACAGGCCCAACGGAGCUCACAACAAGAUGGUUGAGCAGUCGGUCGUCUGAUUUCCAACACGGGGGAAGGGGCCUGGCGAGCUCCAGAAGUUUGGAAAUGAUCCUCACCUCCCCCCCCACACACACACACACACCGGCUUGCAUGAAUUAAAACGGCAGCGGUGCAUCUGGAAUCUUCAAGCGACCUCCGAUUGGCCUUGCAUAAUCGCGGUCUCCCGUGGGGAUUGGAGGGAGAGGGUGUCACUACGGAUUUGCCAAGCUUUACUGGGCAGCCAGCUGAGCUUCCCCCCUCCCCCCCAGUUGUCGUGGCCUAGAGGCCUCUCCUGGCUUGCAAAGACGGAGCACCUUGGUCAUCCCCCCGCCCCCCCCCCCCACGUCCCUGAGCAGUCCUUGGGCUGAGAGAUGCACGGUAGAUCCAAGUUGUAUCCAUACCAGUAAACCAG